CGCCGCCGCCGCCGCCGCCGCAGUACCACCAACCAGCGCCUUUGCAGACGGUUUUGGGUGGGUGGGGUCCCUCUUCCGGCGAGGAGAACAAGUCUAUUUGGGUCGGAGAUCUCCAUUAUUGGAUGGAUGAGAACUACCUCCAUAGCUGCUUUGGCCAUACCGGCGAGGUGGUUGCUAUUAAAGUUAUCCGAAAUAAGCAAACUGGGCAAUCAGAGGGAUAUGGUUUUGUAGAAUUUUGUACCCAUGCUGCAGCUGAAAAGGUGUUGCAGACAUUCAAUGGCCAUUUAAUGCCAAAUGCAGAACACCCUUUUCGAUUAAAUUGGGCAUCAUUUAGCAUGGGCGACAGGCGUUCAGAUGCUACCUCUGAUUAUUCAAUAUUUGUAGGUGAUUUAACUGCUGAUGUUACAGAUACCAUGUUGCAAGAAACUUUUGCUACCAGAUAUACAUCCGUAAAAGGUGCUAAAGUUGUUAUUGAUGCAAACACUGGCCGCUCUAAAGGCUAUGGAUUUGUGAGAUUUGGAGAUGAUAAUGAAAAAACACUUGCCAUGACUGAAAUGAAUGGUGUAUAUUGCUCCAGCAGACCAAUGCGCAUUGGUGCUGCUACGCCUAGAAAAUCAAGUGCUUUUGGUUCCAAUGGUUCAUCUCUGCAAGGAUAUCCCCCAGACGGAGAUUCAACAAACACAACGGUAUUUGUUGGUGGGCUUGACCCAGCUGUUACUGAAGACGACUUGAAGCAGACAUUUUCUCAGUUCGGAGAUAUUGCCUCUGUGAAAAUUCCAGUUGGGAAACACUGUGGUUUUGUGCAAUUUGUCUAUAGGAGUAAUGCAGAGGAAGCAUUGCAGUCUUUGAACGGAACAAUUAUUGGAAAACAGGCAGUACGCUUAUCCUGGGGUCGCAACCCUGUAAAUCGGCAGUUGCGAGCCGAUCUGAGCAGCCCAUGGAAUGGUUUAUAUUAUGGACCUCAAAUGUACGGCGGAUAUGGGUUCGCCAUUCCACCUCAUGAUCCGAUGACGUACGCCGCGGCUUAUGGAGGCUAUCCUAUGUAUGGAAAUCAACAACAAGUGAGCUGAAGGAUUCCACAACAAUUGAUGCGAAACCAAGCUCUACUUAGGAGGAAUCCACAAGAAGCAAGCAUUAACAUGGGAGAAUUUCUCUCAAUCGGCUGAGUAGAAUUUAGUGAUUGAUUUAGUAGUUGGCUAUGGAUAACACAGAUCUAUCAUUCAAAAUUUUGAACUAUAAAACUUGGGGGGAUGUUUAGUACUGCAGUACUUAGUUAAAUUUUUGCCCUGCUAUUGAUAAUAAGGCUAUUAUCUGUUUUAGUAAAU
This is a messenger RNA of Phalaenopsis equestris, 1325 nucleotides long. RefSeq names its product polyadenylate-binding protein RBP47-like. Gene Ontology annotation, molecular function: mRNA binding. Gene Ontology annotation, cellular component: cytosol. The record is from RefSeq and is a predicted model, not a curated record. NCBI's taxonomy places the organism in Eukaryota, Viridiplantae, Streptophyta, Magnoliopsida, Asparagales, Orchidaceae.